AUGCCUUUGUUUCAUUCAUUCGAAAGAUAUAACAGCAUAAAGUUGAUAAUAUAUGUAGCAUUUCCACUUUUAAUUUUUAUAUUUUUUUUUAAUUACAAAAUUGAAGAUUCUUUCAAUAAAUAUUCUCCAUUUAGAAUAGAAAUCUUAUAUUCAAGUAAAUAUAAAAAUAAAGAAAAGGAAGAACAUUUUCCAAUAAAAGAUAUAGAUUUUGUUAAAUUUCGUAAACUGAUAUUAAAAAAAUACGAAAAAUAUUCAGAGGAUUUUUUUUUUUCUACUAAUAAAAGUGAAAGUAGUAGCAAUUCAAAGAAGUUAUCAAAUUUCCAGAAAUAUAAUUUAAAAAAUUUGAAUUAUGAAAAAAUUUUUGAAGAAAUAAUUAAUUUCAUUGAGAAAGAUAAACAUAAAAAUGAUGAUAGUUUUAUUACAUACAGAAAUUUUAAUCCUAAUAAUAUAAAAAAGGAAAUUAUUAAAAAAAAAGAUAAAAUAAUAUACAAAAAGAAUAAUGUUAAUAAUUUAAAUAAAAAAAAUUAUUCCAAAAAUAUGAUAAAUGUAUCUAAAAAAAAUAAAAUUUUAGACAAUAAUAAUUUUGAUACGUAUGAUAAAAAAAAUUAUAAAACGAAUUCUGUGUGGAAUAUUAUUGAAAAAAGAGCACUGGAAUUAGAUAAAUAUUAUAAUUUACUUACAGAAAAUAUUUUCAAUUUAAAAGAAAUACCUAAAAUUAUGUAUAAAAUAACACUUUAUUUGAUUAAUAACAAUAAAAAUGGAAAUAAUAAGAAAUUAAAAAUAUUUAGUAAAAACAAAAGAGAGUACAAUAAUACUUGUAAAAAAAGGGCAGAAACAAAAUCCUAUAAAAAAGGUAAGAAUUUAAUAUUAUUAGGAAAUACUUUUUGUAAAAUAUAUUUAAAUAAAAAUCAUGUAGUUAAUGAUUUGGUUAAAUAUGAAAUUUUAAAAAGAAUAAAAAAAAAAAACAAUGAAUCUAGUAAGAACUUAGAAAAAAACAUUGAACGUAAACAUUUUAUUCCUAUUUUUAAAAAAUACAGAAACGUAAAAAGCUGUUUUCGUAAUGAUUAUAGAAAAAUUAAUAAAGAAGAAAAAUUAAAAAAUCAUUAUCAAAAUAUCUCUUCUAAAAAUAGAAAAAAUUCUGAAAAUUUAAAAGAUGAAUACGAAGAUGAAAACAUAACAAAGGAUGAUAUAAGUAAUGUUAAAAAAAUUAUAUCAAAAAUAAAACUCAAUAUAAUAGAAGGAUCUAAUACCAGUUUAAAUUUAUUAAAUAAUAAAAGUUUUCAAAUAGAUAUUAUAUAUGAUAUAAGAAAUAACUCAAUGAUAUUAUUAAUAUUGUAUAAUAAACUAAGAAACAAUGAUUCCUCUUCUAAUAUGUAUAAAAGUGAAUUACAUAUAUAUUAUAGGUCUUUAAACGAAUUUGUUGAAAAUAUAAUUUCUAAUUCUAAUAUAAAAAAUAAAAUAGAACAAAAUUAUAAAAAGAAGUUUACUAAUAGUAGGAAUAUUAUAUUCAAUAAUGAAAUAACCGAAUUAAAAAGAAAAAUUAGUACACAUUAUCAUGAAGAUAUAUUAAAAGUAAAAAAUGAUCUAGAAAAAUUAAGAAAAUAUCACAAAAUUUAUUUUAAUGAACAUAAAAAAAAAACUGGAUUAAAAAAAAAUAAUAAUUUUAAUAUAAAUAAUAAAAGGAAAUAUAUAGAAAAAAUAAAUGAAACUGGAAAUGCUGACAACAUAAAAAGUACUUUAAAAAAUAAUGAAAUUCAAGAAAAAAAUAAUUAUUAUGAAAGAAUAUUCAGAAAUUAUAUUAAAAAUAACAAGGAUAUACAUUUUUUCUUAAAAGAUAAUAUCAGUGAUAAGAAAAGUAUAAUAAAUUAUUUAUGUAAUAAUAAUAAAAAUAACGAUUUUUAUAAUUUUUCAAAUUAUAUUUCUAAUUAUUGUGAAUCAAACGUAUGCAAUAAUCCUUUUUAUAAAAAUAAUUCACAUAUACAGAAAAAAUUUUCAAAAAAAGAAAUAUGCAAAAUGUUAAUAUAUACAUAUUAUGAUAUUGUUUAUAUUGAUAAAAAUAUUAAAUUAUAUGAAUUUUUAAAUGAUAAAAAAAAACUUUUCUAUAAAACUUAUAAUCUCUUGGAAAAUAAAGAAACGAAUAAUAGAAAUAAGAAAUUAAAAAGUAUAGCAUUUUUACCAUUUUAUAUUUUAAAAUAUUUAUGUAACAUUUUUAGUAUAUCUUACGAGAUAUAUUUAUUUAUAUUUAAUGAUAUAUUUCAAUGUUAUCUUUUGUUUAUCAAAUAUAGUUUUUAUUAUUUUUUUGAUAAAAAAAGUUUUUUAUCUAUGUUUAAUGAUUUAGAAAACUUCCAUCCAAGUAUUGCAUUUAAUAUUAUUAGAAGGUUUAGAUUUAUUUACUUUUUAAAUGAAAGAAAUAGUCAAACUGAAAAUUUUAUUAAAAAAAAGAGGGAAUUUUUUUCUUACAUGAAGAAUUAUUUAUAUUAUGAUAAAAAUGAAAUUUUUAAUCAAAAAGAACUUUCUGAUAAGACAAUAUUUUUUGACGAAAACAAUUUUUCCUAUGAGGGUUUAUGCAAUAAGAAGAAUGAAUACCAUUUAUUUUCUUACACAACAAUUUUAUGUAAAAUAGUUUUCAUUAUACGUUACAUAAUAAUUUACUUAAUAGUUUCUUAUAAUACCUUAAUAAAUAUUAUGAAGAAAACAAUAAAUAAUAUUAUGAUCAUAUUUAGUUAUAUAUUAUUUUGCGAGAAAAAUAAACAUAUAUAUAAAAAUAAUCUAUUGUUUAAUUUUUUAGAAUACCAAAUAGUAAAUUCAUAUGAAGAAAAGGUCAGUCCUAUUAAAUAUAUUAAAAGUAAUAACAUUUAUUCUCUAUUUUUUUUAUAUUAUUUAUUAAUGUAUAAGAAUAUAAAUUACUAUUAUAAUGAUUCACAUAUGUAUUCAGAUUAUUUUACCAUUUUAUUCAAAUAUUUAAAAAAAGAAAAAAAUAAAAAUGAAGAAAUAAAGAAAAACAAAGAAGAUUGUGAAUUGGAUGAUUUUUUUUUAAAAAAGAACAACAAUUGUAAAAAAAAAAUAAAUAUAUAUGAAAAAAAUAAUAAUUCCAGUAAAAAGAAUCAUGUUAAAUAUAUAAAUCAUUUUAUAAAUUCAAAUGGAUGGAAACAUGUAACUACAAUCAUUUUAAAUUCCCUAUCAUCCCAUAUUGUAGUAAACAAAGAAAAUUUCGAUUUUAUUAUUAAAUACAAGACAUAUAUAAAUGAAAAAAUAGUAAACAGACUAAUAUAUUUCCCAUUAAUGAAUACAAAUAAACUGGAGUUAUUUAAUAAUAAAAUAAUUUCUAUAGAUGAAAAUAAAAUUGUUGUAAAAUAUAAGGAAAAUUAUAAACCAGUACAUAAAUAUAUAUUAAAUAUAUAUAAGAAAAUGAUAAAAGAUAGAGAAGAAUUAAAAAAAAAAUUAGAUAACAAUAACAAAAAGAAAAAUGUAAAAAAUUAUUAUUAUAAUACUAAUAAAGUUUUAUAUUUCUAUUAUAAUAAAAAAAAAUUAUUAAAAAAGGAAAACUACAUUAAUAAAAUAAAUAAUUAUAUCAAUUUGAAAAAAAAUAAAAAAAGUAAUUCUCUUCAUUUUUCCAAUAGAAUAAAAUCAGUAGAAAGAAAAAACACCUUGUUGAAUAUGUUAAAUACGUUUUUCUUUAAUAAAAUGAAAUGUCUUAAAAACAAAAAUAUAUUAAAAAGAAAUAAUUCUUAUUAUAUUGAACUGAUAAAAAAGAAAAAAAGUAUCUAUAAUUUUGAUGAAUAUUUAUUUUACUUUUUUUUUUACUUUUCUAAAAAAUAUUAUGUUUCAAUGAAUAAAAAAAAACAUAAUUUUAUAAAAGUGAAUGAAAAUAAUAUUAUAUCUUCAAUAAAAAAUCAAAUGGAAAUAAUUAAGUAUAUUUAUUUUUGCAUUUUUACAGAUUUAAGAGAUUAUAAAGAGAAAUUAAAUAUUCUAAAAACUAUAAAAUAUAUUUCUACAGCAAAAAACAUGAUACAUUAUAUAGAAGAAAAUAAAAGUAUAUUAUCUGAGAGUAAAUAUAUAUUAACACAUCCUUUUAUUAAUAUUUUUAUUGAAUUUAUUAUAAAUGCACUUAAAGAAUUAGGUGAUUUAUUAUCAUUUGAUUGGGAAAAAAGAAGAAAUUUGGAAAAUUAUAUAAUAUAUAUGAAUCUUAUUGAUUUAAAAAUAGAACAAUUAUAUCUCUAUAGACAAAAUUUAUAUAAUUUAAAAAUACAUGAAAUUAAACAAAUAAAUUUUCAUAAAUUUAUUCUUAAUUAUAAAAAAAGAAAAAAUAAAAUGAAAAAGAAAAAUCAUGAAAGGGAAAAAUACAUUGAAAAAGAUGAUACUCUAGAUAGAGAUAAUUUAAAAAGUUAUCAAAAGAAGAAUCAUAUACAAUACAAAAAGAAUAAGAAAGGAUAUGAUAUGCAAAAUAAAAUUAUUUUUUAUGAAAAAGAGCAUGUGGUUAUGCUAGAUUACUUAAAUUUUUCUUUUUUUUCUAAUAAUAAUUAUGAAAUUAAUAAUGAAUUAUUUAAAAAUAUGUAUGCGGUAUUUAUAAAUAAGCAAAAAGAAAAUGCAGUAUAUAAAUUUUACCUAGAAAAUAAAAAUAGUUACAUAAUAAGAAAUAUAGAAAAUUAUAAGGAUAUGAUACUAAAUUAUGAAGAAAUACUAAAAGAAAAAAUGAAAAAUUUAUAUCGUUUUAAAGCUAAUUUAUUGAGAACUAUAGAUCUUUUUCUUAUAAAAAAGAAGCAAAUAAACAAAUAUAAAAAAUAUGAGAAGAAUUUAAAAAUUUUAAAAAAAGAAAUAUUUCUUAUAGAUUCUCUAAAUGAAUUAAAUAAUAACGAAAGAGUUUUAUUCAAAAAUUAUUUAAAAGAAAAUUUAUUUUAUGUAUAUGAAUUUCCUUAUAUUAGUGAAAUAUCAUUAUUGAAAUUAACAAACAAGCGAAUAUAUUUUGGUAAUAAAAAUGAUAAUAAAUAUAUUUGUUAUGGAUCAGUAGAAUUAUCAAAAUUGACUUCAAAUUAUGAAAAAUAUAAAUAUAUGAACAAGAAAAUUCCUCAGUUGCCAAUAGAAAUAUCAAUUCCAAAUUAUAAUGCUAAUAAAAGAAAACGAAAUAAAAAUUUAAAAUUUUUUUUAAUAAAAGAAGUAGAUAAUAAUAAUGAGGGAGAACAAAUUAUAACUAUAUCUAUGUGUAAAUAUAAUAAUAUUUUAAGAUAUUAUUUCAACAUUUAUAAUAUAUAUAAUAUAAUUAAUUUGACUAAUUAUAAAAUAGAUUUCUUAAUAUCACAAUUUCAGAAAAGGAUAUAUAAUGAAGCUAGUAAGAAGGGAAUUCAACAAAAAGGAAAAUGGAAUUAUAAUAUUUAUAAACUUCAAAAAAACAAUAAUAAGAAUGAAAAUUAUUUAGUUUUUUACAAAAAUAAGCUUUCUGAAAAAAGAAUGAAUUAUUUAUUGAAACUCAGAUGUAUUCAAAAAUUUGCUUUACCAGCUAAUAUAUUAAAAUAUUCUAUAAACUUGUAUGAUGUUAUAUCAAAUAUAAAUAAUACUAGAAAUAAAAAAAAACCAUUUGAUAUAAAUCAAGAACGCAAUAUAUUCUCUGUUUUAUCAGCAUUAACUAACUACAAUCUUAGUUCCUUUUUUUCCAAAACAAAUUGUGCAAAUAAUUUUUACGAAUUCUCUAAAAGAAAUUUUAAAAAUUCUAACUUUUUGGAUUUAUCAAAUUUACAAGAUUUUAUUAAUAAUAUAAAUGAAAAUAAUGAUAGGAAAUGGAUAAAUAGUGAUGGAAAUAUUAUUGCUUUUUUAAAAAGUUCUAAUUUAUUUUUAUCAUUAAGAGAUUCUGAAACAAAUAAGAUGAGUAAGCCAUAUUAUGUAUCAUUAGAUAAAUUACCUGAAUUGUAUAAAUCUUUAAAAUUAAUUCAUGUGUCCUUUUUUUCUAUUGAAAGUUAUUUUCCUUUUUUGAAUGUAAUAAAUCAAAAAAAUCCAGAGAAUAAUUUACAUAAAAAAUUAAUAUUUUUACUUUUAACAUAUGAAGAUGGUUUACUAGCUCUUAUAGCGGUUUACGAUGAUAGUGAUAAUUUAUAUUCAUAUUUCUUAAAUAAAUUUAAAUCAUUUUUUACCAAUACUCAUUAUUUUUUCUUGCAAAUGUUCAUUUACUUUUUUUUAUAUAUCUUAGAGAUAUUAAGAUUCCAUUUAUCAGAAAAUGGAGGAAACCAAUUUGCUCAAAUAUACUUUGCCUUUCUUAUGUUAAUAGAUACAAUUUUAUAUCCUAUUUUUUUUUUUCUAUAUUAUAUUUUUAAUUUUGUAAGGAAAAUAUUUUGUAAUCGUAUUAAUAAUACCAAUGUUAUUAAUAAUAUAGAUAACGAUAAUAUUCAAACACCAAUUAAUAGAUAA
Plasmodium relictum is the source of this 6396-nucleotide messenger RNA. RefSeq lists its product as hypothetical. The transcript has a single exon. The record is from RefSeq and is a predicted model, not a curated record. NCBI's taxonomy places the organism in Eukaryota, Apicomplexa, Aconoidasida, Haemosporida, Plasmodiidae. Bases 1 to 6396 code for a protein of 2131 amino acids.